Hypoxylon trugodes is the source of this 1190-nucleotide messenger RNA. RefSeq lists its product as uncharacterized. The transcript has a single exon. Bases 56 to 1006 code for a protein of 316 amino acids. The record is from RefSeq and is a predicted model, not a curated record. NCBI's taxonomy places the organism in Eukaryota, Fungi, Ascomycota, Sordariomycetes, Xylariales, Hypoxylaceae.
GUCCCACUACCUACCUACCUACCUAUCAAUCUUUUAUUUAAAGAACUCUACGAAGAUGUCCUCAAUUCUUGCUGUUUUUGGCGCCACAGGCAAACAAGGUAGCUCCGUUGUUAAUUACGUGCUCAACGAUCCGGAGCUCUCUCGGAAAUACAAGAUCCGUGCCAUUACGCGUGAUGUAAAUUCGGAGAAAGCAAAAAAACUCGAGGAGAAAGUCGAAGUUGUCCGGGGCGAUGUGCUUGAUCGAAGCUCGCUUGGUACAGCUUUAGCUGGUGUGCACACAGUCUUCGCGGUAACAACUCCCUUCGCGACAAAUGUGCCAUUAUUUGGCCCAAAGGGUCUUGAGUCCGAGUACAACCAGGCCAAAAACAUUGCGGACGCCGCGGUCGAACAAGGCGCCCAGUACAUUAUCUUCAGUACGCUGCCUUCUCCCACGAAAAUUUCCGGUGGCAAGUGGACUAGCGUCACCCCCUUCGACGCGAAGGAAAAGGCUGAGCAAUAUAUUCGAGGUCUCCCCAUCAAGAGCGCCUUUGUUAGCCCAGGUGGCUUCAUGGAGAAUUAUGUUGACCUUGGCUUUUGGUCUCCAAAACGGACCCCCGACGGUGGCUGGAUCUUGGUAGGCAGUGCUUCUCCCAAGGCCGAAUACCCUUUGGUCGACGCAGUCGGGAAUACGGGCAAUUUCGUUGGCGCAAUACUCGCCGAACCCGACAAGUAUGAAGGGAAGAUAUUUCAUGCUGCCACUGCGCUAUAUAGCUGGGAGGAGAUAGCCGCCAUCAUAUCUAAGGCCACGGGCAAAAAUGUUGUCUACAAGCAAACGCCGGUUGAAGAACUUGAAAAGAUGAUCCCGUUCGGGGCAGAGGUCUUCAUCGACGGAUUUCAAUUCAUGGAAGAAUUCGGUUAUUAUGGUCCGGAUAGUAGGAAGCUGAUCGCUUGGGCUGUUGAUAACGCUCGAGGCAAACUCACCACGUUCGAGGAGUACUUGAGCACGCACCCUGUUCAGAUGGAAUAAGGGAUGACGAUGCAGCUUGGUAUGAACAGAAUGCGCUUUUAUCGUUAUUUGUACUUGACGGAUACGCUCGUUUUCUUCGUCUCUUUCUUCUCGAGGAAUUAUUCCGUAGCGCUUUACUCGCCUGUCGAUCGUUGGUUAUCUGUAUUUUGCUUGUUACAUGUCGUGUCAAUAAAGGAGAGUUAGA